UAUAGUUGUGCAAGUUGUUUAGUUAUAGCAGUUCUUUGGUGUAGUUUGAGAAUAACUGUCAGACUAAAUAAGCACACCCUCUGCAAAUGAUAUGCAAAUUUUACAAUAGUAAUGCAAGAAUAGACUUUCUAACAACAAUUCACUUUUAUUUCUUGAAAAUAUUCAGCUAUAUUGGACUUUGAUUAAAAAAUAUGAUCAAAUGUUAUCAAAAAUAUAGGCCGUCUUAGAGUGGCCUGAAAGAUGGGGGUCUUUCUCUCUUACUCUAAAAUCACACACACACAUACAUACAUACAUACAUACAGCCACUUCAUGACUCAUGCUGUUUGACAAAGAUGCAAUUUAGCAGUGAGCUUUGCGGGUGGGGGGGGGGAGGCUUACAGAUGUGUUGGCGUGUCCCUGAAAAAUAAAAAUAGAACUCCAUAGGAAAAGCUCUAGUCGGUAGGAAGAGAAGCAGGAGGCCAGCCAUUGUGGGUCGGCAGUACAGUGAGAAAGGGAGAUGGCUGGAAUGGCGUGUAUUUUAUAGCAUGCUAUUUGUAAUAGCAGCAUACCAAAUAGAGAGAAGCGGAGGAGGGCAGAAUGCAGGACAAAGAGGUUUCUCGGAGCAGAGACCCGGGCAGGAAGGCUCACCCAGCACUUAAAGCCUUUAUGUGUGGCUCUCUCAGCGGCACCUGCUCUACGCUGCUCUUCCAGCCUCUGGAUCUGAUCAAGACACGGCUGCAGACCGCGCAGAACAAUGCCACGUCCGGUGCACCAAAGGUGGGGAUGUUUACCGUUCUAAUCAACGUUAUAAGGAAGGAGAAUUUCUUCAGUCUGUGGAAGGGAGUGUCACCCUCAUUUGUCCGCUGCAUCCCCGGCGUGGGAAUCUACUUCAGCACCUUCUACUCCCUGAAGCAGCACUACCUUCUGGAGCGGGAACCCAACGCCGGCGAGGCCGUCCUGCUCGGAGCGGGCGCCAGAGCCGUGGCCGGCAUCUGCAUGCUGCCGUUCACCGUCAUCAAGACGCGCUUCGAGAGCGGCUGCUACAACUAUGGGAGUGUGGCGGGAGCUCUGAGGAGUGUGUAUAAGACGGAGGGAAUCAGGGCUCUGUUCUCAGGGCUGACCGCCACGCUGCUCCGAGACGCUCCGUUCUCCGGCAUCUACGUCAUGUUCUACAGCCAGGCCAAGAAGGCGCUGCCUCCAGAGGUGACGUCGUCGCCUUAUGCCCCUCUGGUGAACUUCAGCUGCGGGGUGGCGGCGGGCGUCAUGGCGUCGCUGGCCACGCAGCCAGCGGACGUGGUGAAGACCCACAUCCAAAUCAGCCCGUCCCACUGGAGCACGAUGGACGCCAUCCGCUACGUCUACACGGAGCACGGCGCCGCCGGGUUCUUCCGCGGGGCCGUGCCCCGGUCUCUGCGUCGCACCCUGAUGGCGGCUAUGGCCUGGACUGUCUACGAGCAGCUCAUGGCUCGGAUGGGCCUCAAAUCCUGAAGAGCCUCGCCCGCCGCCGAGGCAUCACGACGGACGUUAUUUUCUCCCCGAAAGCCCCGCAAAAAAAAGGGAAAAUGGCACCGAGAAACGAAGCAGCACAACCAAGUUUUUAAGAAAUAAUAACCAGGUGGAUAACUGCGUGUGGGUGCUGGUUGUCAUUUUAAUGUUUGUGAAAAACGUGCCUGUCUGUGUCCGUCCGUCUGAGAUUGUGAUGUUACACCCGACUCACUCUUAAUGUCAACCUGUGGCUGAAGCGACACUCCCUGCUGUGAAGGGAACUUGUUCCCGCUCUCACUAUUUAUGUUUGGACCCCCUGAGGUCUGGCCCACAUCUAAAAAGAAAGCGGCUGUGGGACUGCGACGAGGUGCUUUUAAAAGGCCGUCAACACGACCGGGGGUGUGAAAGCCGGCUGGUGAGGCGACAGCACAGGGAAGCUGUGCAGGGGAAGAGCUCUGGCUCCUGCCAUAUAUUCAAAACUCACAUAGAAUCGAGCAUAGGAUGUGUUUUUUAUUGCCAAUUAACCCACAGACUUGGUUAUUUAAUUCAGACAAUCCCGAGCCCUCACACUUCAGCACUAUGGGAAGGCCUUCGGUUGCCGUACCGCUCGGAACUGUGAUGCUUGCUCCUGAACCCAAAUGUGAGUUUUAAUGAAGUAACGAUAGUCCGUCACAUGUGGGCUCAAGACAACUAGCACAUAAACAUUCGGGCCUGGCAUUUUAGUCGGAUCAGGAUUUUGAGUUUGAUCAUUUGAAAUCCUUUUUUUUAGCAAACAAACAGCAAAGCACUUUGCACUUUUCCUUAAACAUUAAGUUGAUAUUUCUUUGACGGAAUCAUCAAUGAGCUUCUAUGUUCAUAAAAGUUAUAAAGAAUCUUUCCUAGAGAAUGUGGAUGUUUUCAAGCAUCUUCUUGGCUUUGUAAAUAUGACCCUAGAUCCAGAUUUAUUGGUUGUAGCAAACAACGGCCCUGUUUUUAUGUUCAUUGUACAGUCUUAUUUUGCUUUAAAUAUUUAUUACUGUUGAGUGAUCUAUUGAAAAUGAUUAUAUUUAGAAAUAUAGAAUAUUAGAAAUGAUGCCAAAUGGAAGAUGACUUGAGUAGAUCUGUGUAUCUUGAUGUGCUCACUGGUGGCGUAAUUAACACAGGGAAGUUUAACCUUGUUGAUUAUCUCCAUCAUAACUCCUCUCCUGUGGUCUUCAUUGAGCCUCUGCUGUGACCAUCGUGUUUUGCUCUGAGUGUGUUUGCUCAGACAGACAUUGUGCCCUGCUGACUUUUAAUGUGGAUAAAUUCUCAUUUUUCAAAAUGCUCUGAAUUUCUUUUA
This is a messenger RNA of Pungitius pungitius (ninespine stickleback), 2782 nucleotides long. Its product is annotated as mitochondrial glycine transporter B-like. The coding region runs from base 577 to 1467 and encodes 296 amino acids. Gene Ontology annotation, molecular function: glycine transmembrane transporter activity. Gene Ontology annotation, cellular component: mitochondrial inner membrane; mitochondrion. Gene Ontology annotation, biological process: glycine import into mitochondrion. The record is from RefSeq and is a predicted model, not a curated record. The transcript has 7 exons. Lineage: Eukaryota; Metazoa; Chordata; Actinopteri; Perciformes; Gasterosteidae.